Olea europaea var. sylvestris is the source of this 810-nucleotide messenger RNA. Its product is annotated as nodulin-related protein 1. The coding region runs from base 123 to 716 and encodes 197 amino acids. Gene Ontology annotation, biological process: response to heat; regulation of abscisic acid biosynthetic process. The transcript has a single exon. NCBI's taxonomy places the organism in Eukaryota, Viridiplantae, Streptophyta, Magnoliopsida, Lamiales, Oleaceae. The record is from RefSeq and is a predicted model, not a curated record.
AAUCUCCUAUUUAUCCACACGCAUCCCUUUCAAUUCUCCCACAAAUUUAUCCUCUUCGAUAAUCCAUUUUCGUUGCAUCUCUCUACAAAAUAUCCAUUCUUCUUCUUGAUUUCACUUUCUCAAUGGAUUUCUUCUCCAACCAAAAUGAGAAGGGCAAGCCCACCUCUGAUCAGCCCCAUAAUCCAAACCACCACCCAAAACCAUCAAAAUCUGAGCUUUUGAACAGCGCCAAGGUGGUGGCUGAAGCCGCAAAAUCCCAGCUCCGUCAUGAAGAGAACAAGGUUGACAAGCACAAGGUCGCCGGUGCGGCGGCGGACAUCCUAAAUGCCGCCGCAGAAUAUGGGAAGCUAGAUGAUAACAAGGGCAUGGGGAAAUAUGUUGACGAGGCUGAAAAUUAUCUCCACAAGUACCAUACUUCUCAUUCCACCACCACCACCACUACCACGUAUCCACACCACUCAACCACCACCACCGAAACGACACAUACAUCAGCGCAUCCGGGUGGCGAUCAUGGCCAUUCCAAAGGAGGGUAUGGGGAGUAUAUUAAGAUUGCUGAAGGUAUUUUGAAGAAUCACUCUGGCGGCAGCGGUGGAGCCACCGACACCUUCACCGAUCAUACACAUUCAUCGGCACAUUCCGGAGGAGGUCAUGGAAAUUCAGGAAGUGAAUAUGGACAAUAUAUGAAGAUGGCUGGAGAUUUCUUGAAGAAACACUGAUUUCAUUAAUAGGCCAAUAGACCUUUGCCUUGUAUUUAUUUAAUGUGUAUUGUUAUAUUGCUUUUUAUCGACUGUUUUACAGUUUUUAUGUGCU